Gossypium raimondii (Peruvian cotton) is the source of this 3374-nucleotide messenger RNA. RefSeq lists its product as uncharacterized. Bases 218 to 3226 code for a protein of 1002 amino acids. Lineage: Eukaryota; Viridiplantae; Streptophyta; Magnoliopsida; Malvales; Malvaceae. The transcript is spliced from 6 exons. The record is from RefSeq and is a predicted model, not a curated record.
AUUUGGAGUCCGACACCAAAAAGUCCUCCAUAGCCAAAAAAGCUUAAAGCCAAAACGCCAAAAAGCCAUAACUAAACACCAAAAAUUCCCUCUCUCUCUCGUCUAACCUUCUCGCCCGCAAAGGUUUCCUUUUCAGACAAGUACUUUACGGAAUCGGCGCCACCAAUCACCGUCGUUAUCGUCGGAUUCUGGCGAAUCUCCGGCCACAUUUCACCUGAUGCGAGAUUCUCAUCACCAAGGUGUAGAAAUGAAUGGGUUUGAGAGCAGGAGAGGUCAGAAUAUUGAGAAAUUUCCAGGAUGCUUAGGCAGGAUGGUAAACCUGUUUGAUUUGAACACAAAUGUUCCUGGAAACCGCCUGCUUACUGACAAGCAGCAUGAUGGUUCUUCACUCUCAAGGAGUCAAUCUGACGUGGCAAGGACAUUGAGACCCACCUUUGGAGAUCAGAAUCAUCAGAUAGAGGAUAAAGUGAUUAUAUCUGAGCUAAGGAGAGCUUUUUCGAACAAGAAAGGUAAUAAAACACCCAUAAAGAUGCUCAUGGCCCAGGAAAUGUCUAAAGAAAUGGCAUCUAGGCAUAACCCACCCAAUGUGGUUGCCAAACUGAUGGGACUUGAUGCACUACCAAGGCAGCAGCAUAAUUUAUCUGCACAAAGAUGCCAUUCUAAAGGUUCUUCUCGGCAAUCUUCAAGUCAUUCUCAUAUACUGGCGGAAGGCUGGGAGCAAGAUCAGGGCUUUGCAGACAAGGAAAUGCUAUCCGAAGUAAACCCCUGUCAAGAGCUGGACAAAUACAAAGAUGUUUAUGAAAUCUGGCAACAGUCCCCAAGGGCAACUUAUUCAAGAGAUAGCUCUCCACAAAAAGGGAGGUAUAAGGAUAAUGUGAAUGAGAAAAAAAUGGCUCUAGUUCGUCAGAAGUUUAUGGAAGCAAAACACCUGGUGACAGAUGAAAAGCUUCGCCAAACCAAGGAAUUUCAAGAUGCACUAGAAGUUUUGAGUUCCAAUAGAGAGUUAUUCCUCAAGUUUCUGGAAGAGCCAAAUUCUAAUUUCUCUCAGCAUGAUUUCCAGUCUUUACCUCAACCUCCUGAGAAAAAGCGUAUCACGGUUCUUAAACCUAAGAUGGUUGACAAAGAAAAAUUUACUGGAAUAGGGAGCGGUGAUAAACAGAAAAAGAAACCAUCUCGGAUGCAUCACGUAACCAAGUAUGAUAGAAAUAACAGGGCAUGUUAUCCUUCUCUCCCCAGUCCGAAAGUUGACGAGUAUCCUCCUCAACCAACUAGAAUAGUGGUCUUGAAGCCCAGCCCUGGGAAGUCUCAGGACAUUAAGACUGUGGCAUCUCCAUCCCCCUCAUCACCUAGGAUAUUACAUGGUGAGGAUUUUUGUGAUGAACCUGAAGAUGAUGGUGCACGAGAACCAAGAGAAGUGGCAAAAGAAAUCACUACGCAGAUGCAUGAAAAUACGAUGGGUCACAGAAGGGACGAAACAUUACUUUCUUCUGUUUUCUCCAAUGGUUACAUUGGUGAUGAUAGUUCGCUUAAUAGAUCUGAAAAUGAGUAUGCUGUGGAAAACCUCAGUGAUUCAGAAGUUGUGUCCCCAACUUCUAGACAUUCAUGGGAUUACAUCAAUAGGUUUGGUAGCCCUUAUUCUUGCUCUUCCUUCAGUCACGCAUCAUGUUCUCCUGAGUCCUCGGUUUGCCGGGAAGCAAAGAAGCGGCUUUCAGAAAGAUGGGCCAUGACCAUGAUGGCAUCAAAUGGGAAUUCUCAAGAACAAAGGCAUGUGAGGAGAAGCUCAAGCACAUUGGGUGAGAUGCUUGCUCUUUCUGAUACGAAGAAGUUGGUAAGAUCUGAAGAAGAGGGAAGUACUAAGGACCAAGAGCCUAGGGGAUCAACUUCCUGCACGGCUAGUAAUCCGAAUAAAGAAGAAAAUACAAGCGAUUCUCCCAAAGAUCUUCUCAGGUCAAAAUCUGUUCCUGUGUCUUCCACUGUAUACAGUGCAAGGCAUAGUGUUGAAUUAUCAGAUCCUGAAUCUAGCAAAGAACAAGUUUCUAAGGAACUUACAAAGGCAAAGAGCAUGAAAUCAUCUUUAAAGGGGAAAGUUUCAAGUUUCUUUUUCUCAAAGAAUAAGAAAACGAAUAUAGAAAAAUGUACUGGAUCUCAAUCUACAGAUGAAUCGCCAUCUACAACUCCUGGAAGACUCGGGUCACCUAUAAGUCAUCCUCUAAAGAUUAGCAAUGAUGCAUCUCAGAGCUUUAAUGACAGUUGCAACCAAGUGUGUUUAUCUCCAGUUCUAGAUGGAUCAGUAAGUAAAAGUACAUUACCAGAUUUGACUGGCACAGGACAGAAACAAGGCACAAAUGCUGUGGAGGGAGGGUUGGCUGUAGCAAAACCUUCAAUGCUUGUCCAUAUAAGUGAGAAUCAGGACCAGCCAAGCCCUAUCUCAGUUUUAGAACCUCCAUUUUACGAGGAUGAGAACACAAAUCCAGAGUCCUCGUGCAGUAGCAAACCAGUGCACCGAGGGGUGCCACCUAAGUCUAACUUGAUUGACAAGUCACCUCCUAUAGGAUCGAUUGCACGCACCCUGUCGUGGGAUGAUUUGUGUUCAGAUACAGCCACAUUAAAUUCAUCAAAACCCUCUAAGGUGUCCCCAGGUGCCAAGGAAGAAGAACAUGAUUGGGUUUUAUCGGUCCAAACACUGUUAUCAUCUGCUGGUCUCAAUGACAAGGAGUAUUUUGAGUCAUUUAUUGAUGGAUGGCAUUCACCUGAAAGUCCAUUGGACCCGUCCUUGAGAGACAAAUAUGCCAACUUGAACGACAAGGAACCUCUACAUGAGGCUAAGCGACGACAAUGGAGAUCAAACAAGAAGCUCGUAUUCGACUGUGUGAAUGCAGCCAUAGUGGAAAUCACAGGUUAUGGAUCAAACAAUCGCAUGAACGAGAUGUCAUUGUGCAGGUCCCAUAUCAGGGACAUGGAGAGUGCAUCGCCCACAUUGGUUGACCAUGUGUGUGCCCAAAUUAAGGAAUGGGUUUCCGGCGACAGUAAUCAUGUGGUGGACAAUGAUGAUGACUGGGACACUGACAGCCUGGUGGUGGAAAAGGCAGUGCGAAAAGAAGUGGGUAAAGGAUGGGUUGAUCAAACAAAAACGGAAACAGAUAAUUUAGGAAAUGAGAUAGAAGGGAAGUUGCUACAAGAGCUCGUGGAAGAGGCCGUGGUCGAUUUAACCGGUACAAUGUUCUAACCAAGCUCUUAUUUUUGUAUUUCUCCCCGUCCUUUAUUUAUUACAACUUCAUAUAUUAUCUGUGAAUUUAUGCAUUUGAUUCUCAAGAAUGAAUUGGUUCGCGAAUGUUUGGUAUAUAUAAUUUUGAGCAUCUUAUUCUGUCCCCUCA